Molecule: messenger RNA, 4667 nt
Organism: Zonotrichia leucophrys gambelii
Lineage: Eukaryota; Metazoa; Chordata; Aves; Passeriformes; Passerellidae
Product: cyclic AMP-dependent transcription factor ATF-7-like
Exons: 12
Coding region: 109-1623 (504 amino acids)
Biological process (GO): regulation of transcription by RNA polymerase II
Molecular function (GO): DNA-binding transcription factor activity, RNA polymerase II-specific; cAMP response element binding
Source: RefSeq, a predicted model, not a curated record
GUUACCCCCGCGCGGGUCUCGCGAGAGCCUGGCGCGCGGGGCGGGGGGAGCCCCAGCGCGAGCGGCGCCAGCGCGAGGACCCGGCCCGGCUCCCUCAGGCCGUGCAGGAUGGGUGACGACCGGCCCUUCGUGUGCAGCGCGCCGGGCUGCGGACAGAGGUUCACCAACGAGGAUCACCUGGCCGUGCACAAGCACAAGCACGAGCUGACGCUCAAGUUCGGCCCCGCUCGCACCGACUCCGUCAUCAUCGCAGAUCAGACCCCGACCCCGACGCGGUUCCUGAAGAACUGUGAGGAGGUGGGGCUGUUCAACGAGCUGGCCAGCUCCUUCGAGCACGAGUUCAAGAAGGCGGCCGAGGAUGACGAGAAAAAGGGCUCGGCCGCCCUGGACAUGUCGCUGCCCUCCACGCCGGACGUGCGGAUCAAGGAGGAGGAGCCGCUGGACGUGGACUCGUCCCCGCCCGAGAGCCCCUCGGCAGCGCGGCCCCGCUCGCCCCCGCGGGACCGGGACCGGGACCGGGACCGGGACAGGGACAGGGACAGGGACCGGGACAAGGAGGGCCCCCCCAAGGCCGUGGUCCUGUCCACCCCCACGCCCACCAUCGUGCGGCCGGGCUCGCUGCCGCUGCACCUGGGCUACGACAGCCUGCACGCCGCGGCCACGCUGCCCUCGCCAACGUCGGUCAUCACACAGGCACCGCCCGCCAGCCGGCACCUGGGCUCUCCCAGCUCCUCCCUCCCUCUCGUCGUGCAGCUCGCCAACGGCCAGACCGUGCCCGUGCUGCCCGGGCCCCCCGUGCAGAUGCCGUCGGUCAUCUCGCUGGCCCGGCCCGUGGCCAUGGUGCCCAACAUCCCCGGCAUCCCCGGGCCCCCCGGCAGCACCGGCGGCAGCAGCGGCGGCAGCAGCGGGUCCCUGUCGCCCUCAGCACUCCCGGUGCACUCGGAAGCCAAACUGAGGCUGAAGGCCAGCCUGGCAGCCUCCUCCUCGCUGAACGGCAGCAGCCUGGCCGUGGGCUCGGCCAGCACCUUGGUGACCGCGCGGCCGGAGCAGAGCCAGGGGGGACAGCACCCCGACACGCCGUCCCCGGCCCAGCCACAGGUGUCCCCGGCCCAGCCCACGCCCAGCUCGGGCUCCGGGGGCCGGCGCCGGCGCGCGGCUGACGAGGACCCGGACGAGCGCCGGCAGCGCUUCCUGGAGCGGAACCGCGCGGCCGCCUCGCGCUGCCGGCAGAAACGCAAGCUCUGGGUGUCCUCGCUGGAGAAGAAAGCCGAGGAGCUCACCAGCCAGAACAUCCAGCUGAGCAACGAGGUGACGCUGCUCAGGAACGAGGUGGCGCAGCUGAAGCAGCUGCUGCUGGCGCACAAGGACUGUCCGGUCACGGCGCUGCAGAAGAAGAGCCAGGGCUACCUGGAGAGCCCCAAGGAGAGCUCGGAGCCCUCGGGCUCGCCCGCGCCCGUCAUCCAGCACAGCUCGGCCUCGGCCGCCCCCAACGGGCUCCGCUCGGCCGCCGAGGCCGUGGCCAGCUCGGUGCUGGCCCACAUGGCCGGGCAAAGGACAGAGCUGGCCGUGCCCGCGGCCUCGCCCGUCAUCAUGGCCCCACAGGGACACUCUGCCGGCAGAUGAUGGCCCGGCCCGGGGGGACCUGCAUGGACUGAGCACAGCCCGCGGGGCGCCGGGCCCUCCCUUCCCUUCUGGAGCGUUGUGAGCACCGGCGGGACCUCCCUGUCCCCUGUGGAGCGUGUUCGUGGGCACCGGGACCUUCCCUCCUGCCUGGGGUCUGUUCUGAGGGCCCCAGGGCCUUCCCUGUCCUGUCCGGGGGUGUGUGAUGGGGGGCACGGGACCCUCCCUGUCCUGUCUGUGGUUCUGGGGCACACAGCCUUCCCUCUCCCGGCUGGGUUCUGUUCUGGGGGUCCCAGGACAUUCCCUGUCCCUUCUGGGGUUUCGUUCUUCCUGUUCUGGUUUGGUUUAAGGGCGGCUCUGGCGCUUUCCCCUCGACGGAGCCCCCGGGCAGGGCGGGUUCGGGGCUCCUGUGGCAAACACUAAAUGUGGGGAGCCCCAGUGGGGGCCCUGUCCCCGGGCUGGGGGCUGUGACACUCCGGUGACACUCCCUGCUGUCCCCGUGUGCUGUCCCCGUGCUGCAGGGGGCUGUGACACUCCGGUGACACUCCCUGCUGUCCCCGUGUGCUGUCCCCGGGCUGGGGGCUGUGACACUCCGGUGACACUCCCUGCUGUCCCUGUGUGCUGUCCCCGUGCUGGGGGCUGUGACACUCCGGUGACACUCCCUGCUGUCCCCGGGCUGCUCCCAGGCUUGUCCCCACUCCCCAGACGGUUGCACCUUCACCAGGAGCCUCCCGGAGCUCUGAGCUCUGGCACCGAGGGCUCCUCCAAGGGCAAACCCAGCCCCGGGAGCUGCUGCCCCUCAGGGACCCCGAUGACCUCAGAAAUGGCCUUAAACGAUGGGAUUGUCCCGAGGGAGGGAGCGGGAACGGGCCGGGGUUUGGGGCCGAGCCUCGGUCACUGCCCGGCCGGAGCAGACAAAGGAGGGGCAGGAGCUGGGGUCGGGUCCUUGUCCUGCGGGGGGGGCACGGGGCUCUGUCCCCUCUGUGCCUGGGGGGCUCCGGAGCUUCCGCAGGUGCUGCAGAUGGAGCGGGGAAUGGGAGAUAACAACGGGGAAUGGGAGAUAACGGGGAAUGGGAGAUAACGGGGAAUGGGAGAUAACGGGGAAUGGGAGAUAAUGGGGAAUGGGAGAUGGGGAUGGGAAUGGGGGAUUAUGGGCAAUGGGGAAUUAUGGGGAAUGGGGGAUUAUGGGGAAUGGGGAAUUAUGGGGAAUGGGAGAUGGGAAUGGGGAAUGAAUGGGAAUAAGAAAUGAGGAAUGGGGAAUGGGAAUGGGAAAUAAUGAGGAAUGGGGAAUGGGGAGUGGGGAAUGGGAAAUAGUGAGGAAUGGGAAUGGGAAUUGGAAGGGCCCCGCGUGGCUCUGGGGUGCGGAUGGAAUCCUGUCCCGGUCCAUGGCCCUGCCCCAGCCCCUGGAAUCGCUGCCCCUCGGUCCCUCCUCAGCCGAGCCCCCCUCAGGUCGCACUCGCCACUUUGCAGCCACGUUGGUUGGUUGGUUGGUUGGUCCGGGUGAUUUUGGUCGGUUCCUCCGCACUUGGAAGGUUCCCAGGGACAGCGCAACCCAAAGCCGGGGCUGAGCAGGGCCUGGGAUCCCGGCGCUGAUGGGAAGUCCUGAGGUUUGGGGUUUUCGCGGCCGUGGAAUUCAGCUUCUGCCCUCCCUCCCUGCCUGCCUGCCCGCUGUGCCUCGCCCGGGGCCGGGUCAGGCGGGGUUUGUGUUGCUGCUCCUGCUCUCCCCUUUCUCCUCCUGCUCAUCCCAGCUCCUCUCCUGCCGCAGCCUCGGGGGUCUCUCGUUGGGGUCCCACAGAUCCCCCAGAGCCCUUUCCCCCCUAAAGCUGUUCCUGAAGCCCAGCCCCGGCACUGCCCGUCCCGACCGGGCUCUUGGUGCCGCAGGGCGCGGCCGGGAGGGCCCGGGGCCGUUCUGGGGAGCGGAUUUUGGGCAGCAGCUCCCCCAGCCCCUCCUGGGAUGGGGGGCGGGAGCAGCUCCCCCUCCCCACACCCCCACGCCAGUGCCUUGAGAAUUCUGCAAAUCCCGGAAAAGGAAAGCGCCAAAGGGGCUCAGGGACAGGCGGGAACGAGCGGAGUCCGGGUUCGGCUGUGCCUGGGUCACUCGCGGCGUUGGAGCUUCCCGUGCCCGUUCCCCGUGUGUUUUACCCCAAAAGCAGCGGCCCCUCCUCGCUUUGGGACCGCUUUUGGGGCGACCCGCCCCGAUUCUGCUCCGAGCGAUUCCUCCCGGGGGCGGCAGCGCCGGGGGCCCGCGCUUUGCUCUGCCCGGGACUCCGGGGGACGGAGCCUUCCUCCGGUGUCCUCCUGUGUCCGCCUGUGUCCCCCUGUCCCCGCUCCUGUCCCCGCUCCUGUCCCUCCCUGCCGCGACCCGCGGGACACCGGGGGCUCCCAAGGGCUCCGGCCUGGGGCGGGAUCGGCUGCGGGGUUCGGGGUUUGUGGAUUUUACCGGAGUUACGGAACAGGAACGGGCUGCAGGCCCCGGGGAGCCCCGCGGCGGGGCAGCUGCUGCUCCCUCCCUCCUCCUCCUCCCUCUUCAGCCUCCAGAUCCUCGCGGAUCGGGAAGAGUCGGUCCCGCUUCCCCCCGCCCCGGUGUUUGGUCCGGGAUCCUUGGCCCGGGUGGGAAUUGUGACGUUUUGGGGCUCCUGGACCCGUUCCGGCUCUGUUGGCCCCAGAACGAGCCCGGGAGGUGCGGAAGGGACAGGGCAGGAGGGUCCCGGCGCGCCCCCCACCCCCCCCAGCUGCUUUGUGCCACGAGCUUUGACGAUCAAUAAUGGAAGAAGCCAAAAAGGACCCCGAGUACCUGUGUAGUAUCUUAUCAGUCCAUAUCGACGCGUAUACGCACCCAUGUAUCGUAGAGCGGCCGCCGCGGGCCUGCCCCGACCCCCGGCGCCCCCGAGGGACCCCCGGCCCGCCCGGCUCCUGUGAGCGGGUCCUCACAGCCCCGCGGGGGCACCGGGGGCGCUCCCAGCCUGCCCGCCCUCGGCCGUGUCAUACCAAACAUGUAACGUGCCUUUUAUUUAUGCUGCAAAUAUAACAUUAAAUAUUACCCAGGA